Dicrocoelium dendriticum is the source of this 429-nucleotide messenger RNA. Lineage: Eukaryota; Metazoa; Platyhelminthes; Trematoda; Plagiorchiida; Dicrocoeliidae. The record is from the annotation of a GenBank genome assembly.
AUGGGGACAUUCAACGUCCGCACUCUAAGACAAACAGGUCAACAGGCUGCACUCGCACGCACCUUGGACACACUGGGUAUUGAUGUGUGUUGCGUGUCCGACACCAGGAUCAAUGACCCUAACGGGGUUAUUGAAUUAACUGCACCCGACUUAUCCUCUCGUUAUUGGUUGCGAGCAUCCGGAGACGCCGAUGCAGCACUCAUGGGUCAAGCUGGUGUAGGUACCAUUCUUAUCUCCAAGGCUGUGACAUCGUUGGUGGAGUGGAUUCCGAUGAACAGCCGUUUAUGUGCAGCCCUUUUGACUACAUCAGCUAAGGUUGAUUCACGAAGUAGUACAAAACGGUGUUUGUUUGUGAUUUCCGCUUAUGCUCCCACCGACUGCAGUUCUAAUCAUGAACUGAACGCGCUACUACGCAGUGCUACUAGUUGA